This is a messenger RNA of Ooceraea biroi (clonal raider ant), 981 nucleotides long. RefSeq lists its product as uncharacterized. Lineage: Eukaryota; Metazoa; Arthropoda; Insecta; Hymenoptera; Formicidae. The record is from RefSeq and is a predicted model, not a curated record.
CAUUUUUUACUAGAGAUGUGGGAAAAAACACGGGUUGACGGAAAAAGAAUUUUGAAGCACAAUGCAAUACCAACCGUUUUUGAGACAAUCCCUGAAGCAGUUGUUGCAUGUACAAAUAUUGAAUUAAUGCAAUUAGAGAUGGAUGACAGAUUGAAUCUCGUCAGCAAUGAAAUGUCCAUUGAAAUUCCUCAUGAACCUACUGAAUCCAGCAUUGAGGUUAUGGAAAAUGAAUCAAAUCCAUCUUCAUCUCGCCUUAAUUGUGACAUAGAUUGGAAGAAAAAAUAUGAAACACUCAAUGAGUUAUAUGAAAAACGUGAAAAGACUUAUCAUGGUGUUCUAAAAAAAUACAAUAAGUGUUGCAACAUCCUUAAAGAAAAGGUGAAAAAGUUAAAUGCAGAAAAAAUAAGUUUACAUAAGCAAUGUGUAAACAAUAGAAAAUCACAGUCCAUUAUUAAAAACAUAUUUAAUGAUGAUCAAAUAAGAGCAUUGGUAAAUAAAUCAAAUCAAGGCUCUAAGUGGUCUGAAAAAACAAUUAAAAAAGCACUUCGACUGAAAUUCUCUUGCGGACUGAAUGGAUACAACGAACUUUUGCGACAACGUAUGCCUUUGCCAUCAGUGCAUACUUUACAAGAAAAACUAGAAACCCUCCACUUUGAAGAAGAAAUUUGCGAAGAAAUUUUCGAUAUUUUAAAAGAAAAAGUACGCGGCUUUGCAGAUGAAAGAGAUAAAGAUGCUAUGAUUGCGAUAAAUGAAAUGAGCAUUAAUAGUGGGACGCAAUUUGACCCAUCAACUCGAUCAUUUUGUGGUCACAGUUCAUUACUGUUGGGCGUGAGAAUUUAUUGAAAGAUAAAUACGACGUUAUUAAACGUAAAAACGAUAAACGAAACUUAUAUUUAUUAUCUGCUUGUAGCACGACGAACAAUGACCAUCAUAAGCAAAAGAACGUACAACCAUGAAUUAUAAUAAGACAAAGGACUUAAC